AUGGAUGGUCCUCAGCUGUCUCAGAGCUGUGAACUACCUCUACCCUGCUGUGCUGAUGGGGGGUCACUGUCGAGCGCCAAGGCCCCUCAAGUCAGUGGGGUCAGAGUUCAGCUGGAGAUGCAUGCGCUUUGGCAGCAGUUUGACCAGCUGGGCACAGAGAUGAUUGUUACCAAAGCCGGAAGACGGAUGUUUCCAACAUUCCAGGUGCGAAUCUCCGGGAUGGAUCCUGCUGCUGAAUAUGUCUUGCUUAUGGACUUCAUCCCUGUUGACAAUACAAGAUACAGAUAUGCAUUCCACAGCUCAUCUUGGUUGGUGGCAGGCCGAGCAGACGUUGCAGCCCCAAGCAGGAUGCAUUUCCACCCAGACUCACCCGCCCGUGGAGCCCAGUGGAUGAAGCAGACUGUGUCCUUUGAUACACUCAAGCUUACCAACAACUUGCUGGAUGACAAUGGACAUAUGAUACUGAACUCCAUGCAUCGCUACCAGCCGCGCUUCCAUGUGGUGUAUGUAGAUCCAGCUCCUAACAGCCACUUAAACGCACACAGGAACUUCUGCUCUUUUUCCUUCCCAGAGACCCGUUUCAUGGCUGUCACUGCCUACCAGAACCACCGGAUCACCCAGCUAAAAAUUGCUAGCAACCCAUUUGCCAAAGGCUUCAGGAAUACAGACCCCCAGGACUGGGUAGGUAAUUCCAGGCCCCUGGCAGUGUGGUGUCCACAAGAGGGCAGAACAGAGCCCCUCACCACCAAACCUGGAGAGCACAGAAGCUGGGGCUGCAAGACUUCAACCAGACAGGAGGAACCAGCCCCGCUGAUGGUGGAGCAGUGUGGCCUGUUCCACCACUGUAAAGACUCUGUGGGACUCACCAUGGAGAGCAGAGACGCAGACAGUUUAUUAGCACCUGCUUCCUUCUUCCCUCUCCCUUCCUACUGGGACUGCGCAGGAUCAUCUCAAAGCAGAGACAACCUGCCAUAAAGAAAGAGAAGCAAAGUGACGGACCUUUAACGUACAACACGAGCUCUACAGAGUCACA
Molecule: messenger RNA, 1033 nt
Organism: Toxotes jaculatrix (banded archerfish)
Lineage: Eukaryota; Metazoa; Chordata; Actinopteri; Toxotidae
Product: T-box transcription factor TBX1
Exons: 8
Coding region: 1-975 (324 amino acids)
Biological process (GO): cell fate specification; positive regulation of DNA-templated transcription; regulation of transcription by RNA polymerase II
Cellular component (GO): nucleus
Molecular function (GO): RNA polymerase II cis-regulatory region sequence-specific DNA binding; DNA-binding transcription factor activity, RNA polymerase II-specific
Source: RefSeq, a predicted model, not a curated record